CAUAAUUUGUUUGUAUGAGACUGGUGUAAACAUGCAAAACGGAAUACAAAUAAAUAUGGACUAGUGCGAGUUAAACAUUUUCCUGUGCAUUCUGCCUGUUUGUGCAUCCAUUAUUUUAUUAAUAAUAGCAUACAGUUUCUGGACAUUAAAAACUACAGUGUCAUUUAAGAGAAUGUGACGGUUUCCAUAGAAAACCUCUUAUCAUGGAACUAACUGCACUCAAACAUAUUAUUCAGUACAGUUUGAGACUGGUUGUGAUAACACCUUCCUGAGUGACUCAGAUUACUGUUACUAAGCAAGGCACUGGAGACUACAAUCAAUACAAAAUUGUCUUAUCUUCAUGGUAGGAGAAAAUGCCUGCUAUUCUCCCACAAUUACCUGAAUCUAUGUUUACCACCUAUGAUCCAAAAUACACACCAGGGUAAGUUGAUUUUCUAUUUCUCAUUUAUUUUAAAUGUAAUAUAUGUGAAUACAGUGCUGUAUAGCAGUUAAAUUCUGAUGUUAAAAAUAGUCCAUUAUUUUAGGAAAUCCUAAGGUCAGUACAGUUGGAUGUUAAAAAGCUCUGGGGGCUGUUCAUUUAUCAGUGAGCUGUGACAAAUUAAAUCUGACUUUUAAGAUGUAGGUUCAAAUGUAUCCCCAGCUCUUUUUAUGUAUUUUUUUUUUUAAUUUCCUGCUUUGGUUAAUAUCUUGCAUACUGGUUAAUAACGUGUCACAAUUGCCUGUUUAGUGAAUAGACUAUAUGGUAUUUAAAAAAAAUUAAAAAAAUUUGACCUCUCAAAUAUUUGAAUGUAGCUAAUUAUUUUUGAGGUUUAGUCAUUAAACUCUGCAUUGUAGCAAAAGCUGAAAUCUUGUAGCAAAAUUUAGACUGAAACAGAUAUGCAAAGACUAAAGAAGAGAUGACAUUUUCAACAGGGUUAAUUAUUUUCGUAAAUAACCCUGUAAAAUUUUUAUUUUAGUCCAAAUUUUGUUGUUCUGAUUUCAGUUUAGUAUAAUUCAAAGUUUAUAGUUUAAUGAAGAAACCCAUUUGUCUUUAUAAAUUCUGAUCCUCUCUCUAGCUAUUGGAAAAAUACACACGUGAAGACAUUGAUUAACCCUUUCACUACCAAGCAAAUUUUGUUUUUAAAAAUAUUAGCCUAAUUUUUUUGAAACAUGGGGUGCGUACCUAGGAGACAUAGGUAUCCAAGAUUACAUAAUUACAUUUUUAUUUUUGCCUGAAGAGCAAACUUGCCGUUUGAGUUUUUAUUAUUCAUUUAUUAAUUUAUUUUUUUAUAGAAAUAUUGAGGUGAUAAAUAACUUCACACAGUACACAGUAUUUUAUAGCUUGCAUAAUGAAAUAUUAGCAGGCAAGCAAAGACUUUUGUUUCUCUACAAGCUAGCAAUCUUUUCUGACGUGUAUAUAUACAGGUAAAUUAGGCUUUACAGACUAAAUUUUGUUAUGCAAAGCCAAUAAAAAAUGUUCAAAAAGUUUAUACAUUGUUUUGGUAGUGAAGAGUUUCACUACUUUAUGCUGGCCCGAAUGCACCCCUGAUUUUUAUGUUUUUAUUUUAGAUUUGUUCUCUAUUAAUUUAUUCAUCCCAUCAUUCUUUUUUGACUGUACAUAAUUUUAACAGGACACUGUAAGCACUCUAACUGCUUUCUCAUCGUAUUGGUUUUAAUGGGGUCCUCUGGUGCUGUCCUUUGGUUCAAUGUUAAACUUUUUUUACUGAGAGUCUCCAGCUCCCUUUACUGUGCUGCUGGCUAACAAGGAAACCAUAGCUUGAGCAUCAAUGGGCGACAGUGAUUGGCUGAAAGUGUCGUUGACCACUUUCAUCCUAUCACAAUGAUUAUUGCUUCAGGGUAGGCACGACCACUUUGGGCGCAGGAGAUUAAUGGGACACACAGAGGGGCUGGGUGGAAGUUAAUGACACAUGGAUGGGCUGAGAGGUUAAUAAGACACAUGAAGGGUCUUAGGUGUAAAUGAAACACAUGGAGGGGCUGGGGGUUAAUGAGACACAUGGAGGAGCCUGGGGGGUUAAUGAAACACAUGGAGCAGCGGGAGCGGGGUGUGUGAAAUGACAUAUUGAGUGGCUGAAGUGAGACAAAUGGAGAGACAUACAGAGGGCUGGGCGGAGAGAGGCACAUAGAGGGCUGGUGGGAGGCACACAGAUGGCUGGGGGGGAAGAGGUGCAAAGAAACACACAGAUGGCUGUGGGAUGACAAAGAGACACACAGGACCUGAGGAAGGGGAAAAAGAGACAUGCAAAUGGGUUGUGGAAAGAAAAUAUAAACAGGUGCUAGGUGGACAAAGAGACACACAGAAUGGCUGGGAAGGACACAGAGACAGAGAGGGGCCUGGGAGGACAAAUGGACACAGAGCGAGGCUGGGGAGGACAAAAGGGGCACAGAGGAGCUGAGGAGAGAGAAACACACAGAGGGGCUGGGGAGGAAAAAGAGACACACAGAGAGGGGCUAUAGAGGACAAAGAGAAACACAGAGUGGCUGGAGAGGACAAAGAGAAAGAGACACACAAAGGGGCUGUGGGAAGAGACACACAGAGGAGCUGAGAAAAGGGAAAAACAGACAUGCAAAGGAGCUGGGAGGGAAAAAAGACACACAAAGUUGGAAAUAUUAGUUUUUUUAUGGGGCUGGUAGCAUGUGGAGGAGUCCCCUGGCACCUCACUAAUGUAUGUAUUCAAGCUGUUUUAGAACAGUUUGACUUCAUCCCACCUCCAUUACUUUAAACAGAGAACUUCCAACUCCCUUGCAAAGUCUAGCAGUGCAGGACUUUGCUUAUAGCUUAGCAGUCAUCUCACAAUCUCAGCCAAUAAGCUAGCCCUGCCCUAAUAGAAGAUCCUACUCUGGCUUAAUUAGUGGGUGCUGGUAUUGGCGCCUGGCACCCUCCAGGUAAGAAGUCAACUUAGAAUGACGUGGUGCCAGGGCACACCUGGCAUUAUAACAGCUACAGUGGUUAUGGUACUUGGAGUAUGCUUUCAAUGGGUUUUGUUAACUGCCUUGUAUUCUGUAAUUGUUAAGUAGUUUUGCAACUUCACAUGACAGGACAUUGGUUAGUGCUCCUGCUACAGUACAGCAAGUUCAUGGCAGAAGAUUUUCUGGAGCAAUGAUUGCAUAAAAUACUGCCUAAUGUUGGAGUAGUUCCUCAGUUUUGAUCAUUGGCACCCACUUUUUAGUUAUAAGAAAAUACUAUUUUUCCCUUUCCUUUUUGCUUCUCCAUCUGCCAGUAUGCCCUUAAUGGAGGCACCAUCCUAAAUCAUUGCCCUACUAUCCUAUCCUCCAUAACAGAGUCAAACUCAGUAAUUCAAUCAGAUGGGAACAGUAUGCCUUUUGCCACACACCAUUUCUAGCCUAUCAAUGCUUCUCUACGAGGAAGCAUUGGAUUGGCUGAGAUAAUAAAGUCUGAUAAUCUUAGCAGAGGAGGCAAAGUAACCGCCGCAUGGCGAAGGAGUAAUGGUAACGUAUUCCUAAAUCUUUAGUAGUCCUUUAAGCUCAGGAUACAUUGCUAUGAAGUAUAAAAUCUAAACAUGUUUGUGCUUUUGGCAUGCUUUUCCAAGUGAUACAAUAGUCCAUUCUAAUUCUAUUUCAGUUAUACAAGUUACGUGCCAAAACUAAGAAGUGAUAUUGGAAAGAUUUAUGGCAAUGCUACUUUAAGGUAUCUUGACUAUGAACCAGGCUUAAAAAAAGGACAUAGGUUAUCUUUUACAACGUGGGAUGAUAGACAUUCUUCCCUCUCUGCCCAAUCGAAAAGAAGAGAGUUUGGUGAUCUUCAGAAGAAACCAUUCCAGAGAUACGUGGAAAAUGUGAAUCGUAAAAAUGGUAUGGUCAAAAUAAAUGUAAUAUUUUUGUGUCUAUAAAUAAUAUGGUGGGUAUAGACUUUUCAAGUUUAGAUUUGAAAUAAUUAAUGGUAUGGAGCAAGGCCAUGAAGAGACUUUGUUUAAUGGUGCGUGAGGAUAAGUAGAAGCUGCAAUAGAUGGAGAAGGUUUGAAAAGACAAGACAGAAAAAGCUAGACUAUGGGUGGACUGUAGAGAAAAAGAUAGAAAAUAUGAUGUAAGGCAUAAUAUAGAAAGAGUCAGGUAGGGUUGAAAAGGACUUUGGAAGCAGUGAAGGCCAAGGAAUACAAGUGAGAUCGGAAAAAUAAAUGCAGAAAGAAGGGUCUGAAGAAGAAGGGGGCAAGGGCAAUCAAAAAGUAGAAAGAAAGCAGCGAGAAUGUGAAAACAGAAAAGUAGAUGAAGUGGAGGGCAAGGGUGUCUUAGGACAAAGGGGAAAUAAAAAAAGUGACCCUGAAAAAGAAAUAUUCUGUGAUCUGCAAAGAUUAUGGGAACAGAAUUAGUCAAACUGAAUGGAAAAGAGAAGGGACAGAGGGAUGUAACAGUAACAUGGAGAGGGGCUGUUGAAGGUGACUGUAACGUGUGGAGGUGAAGAACUGGACUGCUGAGUUCAGCUAGCAAACAACAUGGUAACAGACAAAUACAACUUAUUUUUUCUACUUUCAAGGAUUUCUGCAUGAUUUUACACAAAUGAAACAUACCUAUGAUGGAAACCCACGCAUGUCGUCUGCAAUUCACACAGUGGAGGAAACAAAACAUGAAUUAAAUAAGCCCCUACAAUGGACACAAUCUGAUACAAACAGAUAUGGAUCUGAAAGACAUGGGCUGGAGCAAUGGGAUCCAAGGAGCAAUGGGAUAUGUGAACAGGUACUUCAUUACACGGAAUUUAAGUCUAAAGAUCCAAUUUGCAUCCAAUUUGAUAGGUUUUAUAUUGUCACCCUUUAUUAAUAGGCACAGUUUAUAUUGGUAUAUAGUUUUACAGUGUUGGGUUAAGGGUUAAUACUGCCACUUGUCAGUAGAUUAUGUGUUAUAUAUAUAUAUUCCUCAAUACAUUGAGGCAUUUAUAUUGGCAUGCAUGAAUACAGCAAAGAGUACAGCACUACAGAAGUCUAGAGUCAUGUGUAUGUGUUUGAUCUCAGCUAACCUUUACAUCACUGAGAAUGAUUGUAGUUAAAAUAUACAGCUAAACUAGACUGGAUCACUGGUGUCUCCAGUAUUCACAUUUAGGGGGGACAGGGACAAAAGUAUAGGGAUAUACAUACAUGCCAAUGAGCAGCAGAUACCUCAAUUUGGUAUAGCAUGUCAAGAAGCAGUAAAAUCUAUCAGCUUUAUAUAUAAUACCAUUGAGCAAUCCAUGCAUUCACUUUAUAAAUGCUUACAAUGGGCAUCAAAUGCAUAAUUUCGCAUAGCAAGCGUUCCCUCUUGGCCAGUGACUAAGCCACUCAUUCGCUAUCAUAUUUCAAGUAAAUCCAUACCCCCAAACAGCAGUGUCCAGUGAAGCUGAAUUUCAGUGGAUGGGGUAAAAGGGUGGGCUACUGAUGUGAAUCACGUAACCAGAACCGCCCAAACGGACAAACAUGCGCAAAAGGGGGCAUGUCUGCAUGAAGAAUUGGUGAAUGCACGUCAGGCUGCCUGCCAAUCAUGCAGGAUGACAAACCAAGGGCAUACUGUGCCAACAGAACCCUGAGCUUGGCAUAAAUGCGUCUAAUGAUGCGCUAACUCUACGCUUUUUAAGGAUUGUCCCCUAGCAUUCACUUGUCCACUCCUCUCCUAACUUUCUUACUAGCAGACAGAAUCUUCUGUUAUACAGCCUGUGAAAGAGAAAAAGCUGUAUGUAGUGAGUGUAAGGGAAGAAAGGAAAUAUGCCACAGAGUUAGAAAGACUGAAGCAGCAAGAGCAUGUGCAUAGUGCGCAAAGUCAGCUUUACUUUAACUAAUUUCAUUGUCAGCCAGUCCACACCAGUUUUUUUCCCUAUACUCAUUUUAAGUUUCCAUACUUAAAUAAGAGCAUGUGAAGAGUAGUAAAAAAAAUAAUAAUUUUUGUUUAAUUUUUUUUAAUCAAUGGGCCUAUUCCAUGGCCAUGGGCUUGGAGCUGCAGCUCCAUCAGCCCCUAUGUUAAUCCGGACCUACUAACUGCCUACUAACAUGUUUGGCUACACAGUAUUUUUUCUUCUACCUUUUGUUUGUUAACCCUUAUGCUGUUGGGAGUAGUAAUGAAAGAUAUAUUGCAUAACAUGAGUCUCCAGUCAGCCAUAAAAUCCCAGGCUAUUGGUAUUUACAUCUCAUUUACUGUACUACUGUUGCAAUUUGCAUGAUACUUUAUAAUAGUUAAAGGACCACUAUAGGCACCCAGACCACUUCAGCUCAAUGAAGUGGUCUGGGUGCCAGGUCCAUCUAGGGUUAACCCUGCAGCUGUAAACAUAGCAGUUUCAGAGAAACUGCUAUGUUUACAAUAAAGUUACUCCAGCCUCUAGUGGCUGUCUCAUUGACAGCUGCUAGAGGCGCUUCCACGCUUCUCACUGUGAAAAUCACAGUGAGAAGACGCUGAAGUCCAUAGGAAAGCAUUGAGAAAUGCUUUCCUAUGGACUGAUUGAAUGCGCAUUCGGCGGAUGACGUCGGAAGAGGGAGGAGAGUCCCCAGCACCAAGGGAGCCCGGCGCUGGAGAAAGGUAAGCAUUUAACCCCUUCCUCCCCCUUCAGCCUGGCGGGAGUGGGACCCUGAGGGUGGGGGGGACCUAAAGACCCUAUAGAGCCAGGAAAAUGAGUUUGUUUUCCUGGCACUAUAGUGGUCCUUUAAGGAAAUUAUCUUUAAAUCAGAAACUAGAUUUUUUUUAGUUUAAUUGUAUUUACAGCAAUACAGGCAUUGGCAGAAGAAUUAAAAAGAUGAAUCCUCUUUUUUCCAAGUUACAUGAUUAUGUCAGCAUAAAUAAGAUGACUGGUUAGGUUUACAAAACUUUGCUUAAAGGGAACAUUUCAUGACAGGCAAUAUAUUGAAAUUAAUUUAGAGUGUUUAAUUAAAAUUGCAAUUAUUUAUUUUUACUCAUUCUGGUUUAUUAUUUUUUUUUGUAGCCUUAAAAUAUUUCUAAAAAAAUCUAAAUAAAAAAAAAGUAGAAAUCACAAUUAUAUUAGCCUACUGUCCUUACAAAUUCAACUGCUUAAUCACAUGACAAAGGUACCACUUAACUGGCUGAUUUAAAUGAUCACCUAGUUCAAUUUGAAAGUCAGCUCCAUUUUAUAUUUCCUUUUAUUCUGAUGCUGUCCGCAUUGCUCCUAUGAUGUCAAGAUAUUACUGUAACAUGUAACAAUAUGCAACUCAUAGCAUAUGUUGUUAGGUUUCUUAUUAAGGUUUGGACAACAUUGGUUUAAUGCAUACAACAUUUUGUACUAUUCAGUAUUUUUAAAGGGAAACAGUCACUUCUCUUGGAUUUAUGCCAUUGAAAGGAACAUUAAAAAUCAUCUAUAAUUUGUAUUAAACUUUUUGCAUGCUAUCCUCCGUUUUCUUUUAAAUUCAAAUUAUAAAUUUAGCAAACGUCACAAGUUCAUACAAGAAAAAUCUGAGCAACCAUUGCUAACGAAGAGGAGAAAAUGAAACGGUUUCUUUUUUGUUUCUCUGUAAGCUUUCUCUAUGGUAAAUGCCAGGUGCAAAAGGCAGAGCUUAUACUAAUGAUUGACAGGGCAUUAAGAUGGCAGUGCCCAUUUGUAAGAUAACAAGGUGAGGAUUUUACACUUAAUUUCAUUUUUCAUAACAUGCACAUAUAUAUUUGUUAAAUAUAGGCAUAAGUGAAUAAAAUAUUAAAAUCCUGCAAGGUUACAGUUUCCAAUUAAAGGAACACUAUAGGGUCAGGAACAAAAACAAGUAUAGUGUUAAAACCACCAUUUAGUUGGCUUACCCCCCACCAUAGUGCUAAAACUCACCUUAUUUCAAGCGUGGUGCUGGUCCACAGGCGCUGGCCCCGCUCUUGAUCUGCCUCCUUGGUGAUUUUUAGCCAAUCCAAUGCUUUUCACAUCUGCAAGAAGGCGGGGCCAAAUACCGUUUGGGCCAAUCAGCACCUCCUCAUAGACAUGCAUUGAAUCAAUGCAUCUCUAUGAGGAAAAUUCAGCGUCUCCAUGCAGAGCGUGGAGACCCUAAACAGCAGUGCUGCCUACUGUUUAGCACUUCCCCAGGAAGCACCUCCAGCGGCCAUCUGAAAAGUGGCCACUGGAGGUGUCCUUAGAGUGCAAUGUAAAUACUGCCUUUUCUCUGAAAAUGCCUGAAGGGAUUGAUUAUACUCACUAGAACAACUACAUUAAGCUGUAGUUGUUCUGGUGACUAUAGUGUCCCUUUAACAAUAAGUAAUGCAAUUAUAAUGCACCUAAAUAUCAACACAACAAUGAUAUAUAUGCACACACAAUGUUGCUGUACUUGUAAACAAUUGUAUUAAUUUAUUAUCCUUCAUUUUGUAUAGAGAGCAUCAUCCUCAUGUCCUCUUCCUUAUGAAGAUAUAAAAAUGAGGACGUGUCUGGAGAAAAAAGUUAAAGAAAAAGAACCUUCGUUGAAUGCAUCUAAGACAAGUGUCUAUCUUCAGAAAAGACUAGGGAAAAUUAUUUAUAGAGCAGACAGUGGCCUGCUCCCCAACUACAGUGGAUAUACACCUGGUACGCAAGUUAUAUUGUAAAGAUUAACUGUUACCUGAAGUAAUGUGAAAAUAAUUAUAAUUAUUUACCUCUAUACUAAGUUACCAGUUUUACAACAGUAGUCAAAUUAGAAAUUAUUGUAUGUCAAAACCAGUAUAUCAAACAGAGUUACAUAUCUAAUCUAUCUAUUUGGUAUACAAUAAUUUCAAUAUAUAUACUAUAUAUCUAUAAAACCAUUUUCCAUGAGGGCUAUAUCAGCAUUUAAUUUACAGUAGUGUUCAAUAGUAGUAGUAAUGAAAUGUACUCAAGUUAAAAUGGCAUCUUGCAUACAUUACAGUCUAGUGCAGGGAUGCCCAGAUGCCAUAGAACUACAACUCCCAUGAUCCUUUGAAUUCCUUUAGAAUUCCAUUAGAAUGACAAAGCAUCAUGGAAGCUGUAGUUUUAAAACAUCUGGCGAUCUACCAUUUGGGCACUCCCAUCUAGUGUGAUCCAAGUAUUAGACAAACUUGUGCUUUAUGCCACAGAGUAAUAUGGUACCAAACUUAUUAUUGUCUUUAUUUAUUUAACAGGGCAGAUGUUUGCGAUUGGAAACACCUGGGGAAGAAGUACUAUGAAUGCUGUAGGGAAAAUACAUGUGCAGCCUUUCCUAUUCACAUCUCUUAUCUGAGCCAAUUUAAUUACAUGAAAUUCUUAAAAACAAGAUAAUUCUUUAUAUAUUUGUUCUAGAGAAACACUUUGAUUAUAAAAUUAUGUUUGGUGAAAAAAAUAAAUCAGAAGACUAAUUACUAAAGUAUUAAGAAUUAAACGUGAAUUAUAAAUUCCAGGUCAAAAUGGCUGAGCCGUUUACGCUUUGUGUUUGCUACGCUGGCCUUAAAUUUAAAAUUCACUUUAAAUUUUAACUUUAGUAAAUAACCCUGUGUGAAUGUAAUUGUAAUGUUUUUCUUUGACUUUUCAUUCUAAAAAUUUAAUCUGUAUCCUAAAUACUAUAAUCAUUUUAUCAUCUUGUAAUAUUUUCAAAUACAUCAGAUAAUGCAAUGCAUUACAUCCCUCCCCAAAUGUCAAAUGACCAAACAGGGACACUUUCAGUUUCGAAGAUGUAGCUGCAGGUGUAAACCAGAGACAGGGCAAUUUCAAGAUAUUUUAGGUGUAUUUAUGACUCACUGUAAAUGAAAAUAUAUUUUAGAACAAUAUGAAAUUGUAUUUAUUUUUAUUGUUUUUAUUUAGUUUUUUCCCCAC
Molecule: messenger RNA, 9670 nt
Organism: Pelobates cultripes (western spadefoot toad)
Lineage: Eukaryota; Metazoa; Chordata; Amphibia; Anura; Pelobatidae
Source: the annotation of a GenBank genome assembly